AUGCUUCCGUAUCAGAUUUUCUAUCGCGUUGCUUUUCUCGUCACGGCACUUGUGCAUCUCCGGUUCAAUAAUUUGAUCGAGACUUUCGUCGCGAUUGUGGUCAUCUGUCUGUCCAAUUCCAGGCAACCCAUCUUCCAAAGCAUUUUGCGCUUGCAUUCUGUGGUUCUGAUAUGCUUCGUCCUGGCAUUUUGCUUCAAUACAGUUUCUGCUCGUCCUGGACAGAGGGUGCUCCAAGGGGAAUUCCAAAUACUGAACGUCCGUGCCACUUUCUCGAGGAUUCACAAGUGCGCUCAGUGGUGGCUGACCGUGCUGCAGUUUGAUGAUAUUGAGACCCCAGAUGGUUUCGGAAAUAUACCACUAUCAUACAACGGGUUUGUGUUCAACGACUUCUAUGCUUUCAAACCAUCGCAUCCCAGAUUGGACGGCAUCAUUUCCGCUUACGACCUGAACUGUGCUGUCUCAAGGCCGAAUGCAUUGUACGGAGCCGCAAGUGCCAGUCCGUUGGUGAAACCACAAGACCGCCAGGGUACACCAGGUGAACGGCCAUCCAUCUGGUUAUAUAAUUCAUCGGAGACCUUCACUGUCCACGCGCUGAAGAUAAAGCCGCUGGACAUGCCCAUUGGCUCUGUCACGAUCAACCUACAAGGUUUCCGUUCGAAUGAUUCAGACGCUACUUUGACUUGGAAGGUCGAUUUCCCUGCCGAUUUCCAUGACGUUCUGGACGUACGAGUAGAGAAGUUCACCAGGAAGACAUGGGAUGGCCUAAGCAAGCUGGAGAUGUGGGCUGUUUUUCACUUGGACGAUGUCACAAUGGAAGACUGGGAGUUCUGCGUCGAUGAUAUUGAGCUCGAAGUUGGAUGA
Messenger RNA from Cladophialophora bantiana CBS 173.52, 861 nucleotides. RefSeq lists its product as uncharacterized. Lineage: Eukaryota; Fungi; Ascomycota; Eurotiomycetes; Chaetothyriales; Herpotrichiellaceae. The transcript has a single exon. Bases 1 to 861 code for a protein of 286 amino acids. The record is from RefSeq and is a predicted model, not a curated record.